This is a messenger RNA of Letharia lupina, 399 nucleotides long. RefSeq lists its product as uncharacterized. The record is from RefSeq and is a predicted model, not a curated record. The transcript is spliced from 2 exons. Gene Ontology annotation, molecular function: methyltransferase activity. Lineage: Eukaryota; Fungi; Ascomycota; Lecanoromycetes; Lecanorales; Parmeliaceae. The coding region runs from base 1 to 399 and encodes 132 amino acids.
AUGUUUGUUGACAUCGGUGGCGGUAUGGUACACGAAGGUCUUGCACUGAAGACACGAUAUCCGAACCCGCCAGGUCGCUUUGUAAAUCAAGACCUACCUCAGAUCGUGUCAGAUCAGAAACUGCAUGGGAUUGAGUCCAUGGCUCACGACUUCUUUACUCCCCAGCAACUAAAAGAUCCAUCGCACAGCAAGGUCCUGAUCAAUCAGUGGCUCGUCCCGACGCAACGAGCCUCGUUCAUGACCCACCAAGACCCGAACACGAUGGCGACGUUCAGCCCCAUGGAGCGGACGGAGGAGGAAACGCGGCAUCUGCCGGAUGGGGCGGGACUUCGCGUUCUGCGUGUUUGGCGGCCCGAUGAUGGGAAGAGUGAGUGUGUCGCUGAGGCGGGGGCGAGGUAG